This is a messenger RNA of Notodromas monacha, 7917 nucleotides long. The record is from the annotation of a GenBank genome assembly. NCBI's taxonomy places the organism in Eukaryota, Metazoa, Arthropoda, Ostracoda, Podocopida, Cyprididae.
AGAUAUUUUGCUCGCGUCAAGAUUUGGUGAUUGUGGUGAUUCAUUAUUGCGGUUCGUGACAAGAUGUUUACGAAAUUCAAGAAUGCCGUGAGCACUAUGGUGACGUCGAGUUGGGAUCAAGUUGCAAUCGGUCGAGAAGCCGAUUCGUUCGAUCCAAGUGUUUCUCAAAAUUCCAGUGGUUCCUCGGGGAAGUCGGGCCUUGACAGGAAGUCCAAGUUUCCCUACAGUCGCCCGGAAUUUCUUCAGCUUGGCUCUGAAGACGAGGUUCAGGUAGCUGGGGAUCACCAGAUUAGACCAAUCAUCGUACCACGAGACAUCACAAAAUUGCCGUGGAACUCCGGCUAUGCCGAAGCAGUGAAUGCUGGUAAAUCUGCCAAAAAUGAAGACCAGGCCACUAUUUACGUGGGCCAUCUUCACAGAGACAAUGGACGCAUUGUCAGACAAAUCGAUGAAUGGGCAGGAACUCCGAAGGAUGAACUGCAAGAAAACAUGUUCAUUCAGUCACUGCCAUACUAUUAUUUGUCCGUGUUUGACGGUCACGCCGGUUCCGGUGCUGCAGUGGUCGCCUCGCGUCAGUUACAUCAUAUUCUCCACGUGAGUAAGAAAUGUUCGAAGAGUUCCAACUGUUUUGGAAAUGUCGGCAUUUUUGUUGUGUAGAAAACUAUGAUGAAAAAUGUGCUGGAUUGUAUUUAAUGUUUUUUUUUUGAGAAUGAGCUGGGAAGACGUGAAAAUAAUCCUUGGAAACAGUCGGAAUGCGAAAAACCCGUAAGCAUCAUCACUAAAAAUUCCUGGUGCCAAAUGAACCCCCAAGAAUGAAGGUACAUUUUUCGCGUGGCUUGCAUAUUUCUUUUGAUUUCGUCAGGAUUUAUUGGAAAUUCCGUUGGCAUUUUUAAAUGUUUUGAAAAUGUAGCCCUUGCCUCCACGCUUUACAGUAAUCGAUUUUGGUCUCCAACAGGCAAAAUUGGUGGACGUGAUUGACCACCUUCUUCCUCCGCUUAUCAAAGAUUCGGAUCUUCGACAAGAAUUACACGGAGUCACUAGUAAGAAUUCCAAGCGUGACGGUGGCAUGGCAUUCUGGCUGUGUCACGAAAAAGAGGUUGAUCGGGACAAAUUAGUAAUCGGUGCUCUCGAAUCGGCAUUUUGGGACAUGGACCAGAUGAUUGCCGAAGAGAGGAUGAAAUACCGAAUAAACGGCGGUUGUACUGCAUUGGUGGCGUUGUUCAUCUUGGGGAAGCUUUACAUUUCGAAUGCGGGUGACAGUCGUGGCAUCAUUGUGAGAAGUAGCGGGAAAGCGGUGCCAAUGUCGCACGAUUUCACACCGGAGACAGAGAGGAAUCGUGUUCAAAAAUUGGCAAUGGCCAAUCCAGAGCUGCUCGGUGGGGAAUACACGCAUCUGGAUUUCCAUCGCCGGCCAUUCCGUAGCGACAUUGGACAACGAAUCCUUUAUCGUGACGCACACAUGACCGGUUAUGCGUACAAAACUGUCACACCGGAUGAUCUCAAAUUUCCUGUGGUGUAUGGUGAAGGGAAGCGAUCUCGGGUUCUGGCCACAAUUGGCGUCACACGUGGGUUCGGCGACCAUGAUUUGAAAGCUCAAAACUCUAGGCUUCACGUGAAACCAUUUCUUACCCCUGAGCCACAAGUUCUUAUCUUUGAUGUUGCUGGAGAGGCUGUUGAUGAAAAUGAUGUAUUGGUGCUUGGAACCGACGGGCUGUGGGAUGUGACACCAAAUGAAAAGGCGGCAGAAAUUGUGACGAAGAAUUUGGUUCAUUUCCCCAUUGAUGACCAGUCAAGGUUCCGGUACAGAUAUACGUCAGCUGCUCAAGAUCUGGUCAUGCAUUCCCGUGGGAAAGCCGAAACGAAAAGCUGGAGACGGUCUGAUGGUUCAGCUGCAACGAUUGAUGAUAUCACAGCGUUUGUGAUUCCAAUGUCAGUAUACAAAUCAGAGUAUCUCCAGUGGCAGCGAGAUGAUGAAGCUCUCCGCGAAUUUUUCACUGCCUGGAAGGAUGACGUUGUUAAGAGGGUCACAGCGAAGCGAUCCUCUGGUGAACAGGGGCAAAGGUUACCGGGCAAGACUGCCGAACCUAAAGAAAGUUUUUCCGCAAGGAGAAUGGCUGAAACUUCCAAUUCUCACCAAUGCUCGACAAGUGUUGAAACACUUACGAAUGGCGUCAGUCACGAGGAGGAAGCCAACGGUAUUCAAGGCUUUGAUGAAGGAGAAAAUCGAGAGACGUCAAACCUUCCGUGAAUGUAAUUACGCAGCAGUUGAGAAACUUCGAGAAAAUCAAUUAUUGUUCAGGUGAUUCCAAGUCUGCUGCGAAGAAAUGUCGACCUUUUUUUAUUUCAGUGUGAUGAUUUAUGCUUUUUUAUUCUUCUUCGAUUCGUUUUCGAGUGUUGUAGCUUCUUGAGCUGUACUUGCUUCCUUUCAUCUGUUGCCAUUGAACAACUACUCUAGUAAAUGUCGUCUGAAAUUUUACUUGAAAUCAUGUAAUUUUUUAAUGGAGCUUUCAUACUGCAGCAGUUAAAUGAGAGGUUUUAUAGAGAGAGUCUCCUGAAGCUGAAAAUGCAGUGUAUCCUCGAUUAUUUUGGUGAAAUGCCGAAUGCCAUCUUCGAGAAGAUACACUGUAUUACAAGUAUUUUGAUGUUUUGAAGAGUUAUUCUACAACCACGUGACGAAAAUUCAUCAAAUUCUCGUUGAAUAUUGAGAAGCUAUGCAUUCUCCAGACGCCCUCAAAUUACCGAAAGAUCACGUGGGUGUACUGCGUAAUUAUUUGCGAUUUUAAUGAGUUCACGUGAUGAAUCGAGUAAAUCCAGGUGAUGACUGCGUUCUCAUUCAAAAUUGUGGGCACUGGUCAUUAAUGUAAUAAUUAUUUAGGUUAUUUUGUGUUUGGGUAAUUGAUGCAGUGUGCAUUGUUCAAAAGCAACUGUUAAUCUAACCUCAGAGCUUAUUUCAACGGCUUUCUGUGGGAUUGAAUUACAGAUAAAAAACAAAACAACUAUAUAGUGUUAUCUUACAUCAGUUUGUUCAGCGGCAUGCCAGUUUUAUUUCAUUGCGCUACUUCUCAGCUUCAUUCCUGCAACUAGCUUACGUAAUGCUUUUGUGUCUGAAAUCGCUGUGAUUUUUUUAGUGGACGUCGUCAGAGAAAAUAGGAUUUUUUUUGCGAAGUGCUUGGACUUACCUUUUCUUUUGGGGGAUGUGUAAGGAACCUUACUCUUAGUGUGGAAUACGUGCGUCGAGACGACUAUACUACGUGGACUCUCGCAAACUUGGUGUCAGUGAGUUGUUUGUUGAUAUUAUUUUGCUGAAAGAUUCGGAGCGGCUUAUCGUUUUUUUCCCCCUGAAGCCGAGGAAAAGAAAAUCAUUCCGACGAAAUAUUAUUUAUUUUUUUUCGCGUGAGCGCAAUGGAAGAUGUCCUUUUUCAAAAAAAUAGAACGGUCUUAAAUCAUUGAAUGUAUCCUGGGUUUUUGGGCUUGAUGACUUGAAUCCUCUCAACGAGUUUGGAAAUUAUUCAAACUUAGGCCAUGAAUUUUUUCGCGAAACCGAAGUCUGCCACUGAGCAAAUGCGCGAUUCCGAUCGCGCGUUGAAGAAAGUGGACCGAGAUUUGGAAAGAGACCGGAGGAAGCUGGAAACCGACGAGAAGAAAAUCGAAGCCGAAAUACGCCGUCUUGCGAAAAUCCCUGGCAACGGAGAAACCGUGAAGAUUUUAGCCAAGCAGUUGGUGCAGAUGAGGAAGCAGAAAACUAGAAGUGUCGUUGCGAGUUCGAAAGUGAAAUCUAUCGGAGCCCAGCAGCACGUAAUUCACGCCAAUACCAAACUUGCUUCCGCCAUGGGCUCAGCUGCUGCAACCAUGACGCAUAUGAAUAAAGCUAUGAAGGUGGAUCAAGUUGCAAAUACCUUGAAGCAGUUCGAGCAGGAAUCUAUGAAAAUGGGAAUGACGGAAGAAAUGAUCAAUGAUACACUUGAUGACAUGUUGAAUGAGUCCGGAGAUGAAGAAGAAGGAGAUGCGAUCGUCGCCCAAGUUCUUGACGAAAUUGGCAUUGAAAUUUCUGGAAAGCUUGCGAAGGCCCCAUCUGCAGCCUCGACUCUCCCGUCUACUGGUAGAGAGAAAGCAAAAGAAGACGAAGACAUCGAAAACAUGCUUCUGCGUCUUAGGAGCACUUAAUUUCAAUUUCAUGCCCAGCUGUUCCCUUGAAGCUCUUCAAUUAUCGGAAGGUGCCGAGAUUCCGCGCGUGUGUGUGUGCGUGUUUAUUUGGUGCUUAACUGUCAAUCUUAGCAGUCAACUCCUAUGAUCGCCGUGACCGUAAAUAUUAUGCAACCUGAAAUGAGGAUCGAUGCGUUUCCUGGUUAUAUUUUUCGAGUGUGUCUUUUAUCGCUUGUUCGAAAGAUGUGAUUCAUUUUUUAAAUCUAAGCGGUGAGGGAAACGUGAAGCUAUAUUUAGUUGCUCGUGUCUUGUUAUCAUUUUGAAAUUCUGCUAUCCCCUCUUUUCUGUGAAGUAUUGGCUUUUUGCAGAGAAUUCUCGUAUUUAGCGUGACGACGAACAAGUUUGUGCGCCAUUUUUCAAAGAAGUGUAUUCGAGGAAUGGCUAACGCUGUAGUUUUUGCUCAUGUCUCUUGUCAGCUAUAGUUAGGCGACUGUUCUGGUGCAGACUGUAUCCGAAAACAGAUUGACAAUCAUGAAAACAGCGGAAGACGCGAGCACGUCAGAGUCUUCCUUUCCCGUUUGCGUUGUGUGCUGCAAUGAUGUCGGGGUUGCAGACUGCGUGUCUCACUUGCUUCCGUGUUCUGGUGAACGAGCUGUUCGCAAACUCACCGCGUGGCAAUCGCAGUACAGCAAAAACGUCGCCUCGUCGUGUACUGUGAUGAAGAAACUUGAAGAAAGUGAUGUGAUGUUGGUGUGUGACAUGUGUUUGUCAGUUAUGAUGGAAAUCGAUUCUUUGGAGAGUCGGCUGUAUCAAAACUUGGAGAAAUUAUGGAAGAGACGCGUCGAUGUUCGGAAGGAUUGCGAUAAUAGAGAGGAAGGAAGAAAUGAAAACCUGAAGCCAGAAGUGAGACUUCCAGAAUGUGAUGGGAAUCACAGAAAGCUAAGAAGACCUUCGCGGAAUCCGAAGAGUACCUCAGAUGGAAAAUCGUUCGACAAGUCUUGCCUCAAGCAGGAAUUGAACCAUAGUGAUGAAGCAUUUUCAGAGGGCGAUCAGUGCCGAUCGAGAUCGUCAAAAUUGAGUUUUAAAGUCCAGAUCGAAGAAGCGGGUGCUGUUCAAGAUGAUUUUCAUUUGAAGUUCUUGAAAGAUAACGAGCCUGAAACUGUUGACAAAACCGAGGCUUCCAAAAUUCAUGAAUGCAAAAAAUGCAAACAAGAAUUCAGAGUACUGAGUGCUUAUAAGCGCCAUAUGAGAGAGCACGGAGCCAAGUUGUGUCCCAUCUGUGGUGUUCUCAUUAAAGGAGUCGGAGCUGCUCAAGUGAAGAAGCAUGUUGAAUUCGUGCACAUGAAGAUGGCGAAACUCGAGUGCCAGAUCUGUCAUGAGAAAUUUCGGUACAGCAUGACUUUGUACAGCCAUCAAGCGAAAGUUCAUAACUAUCGACCGGAAAGAGUCAUGUGUCAGUGCCCGCAAUGUGGCAAAUGGAUCAAAACCCGACGAGCUCUUAGGUUGCACAUGGGCGAUCGUCACGGCGUAUUCGAACCUUCCACCGCCAUUUUCGAAUGCACUUAUUGCGGCAAGAAAAUCAUGGACAAGACGCGCUACGCACGUCACAUUUCCAUGCAUGAAGGCAUCAAGCCGUUUGCCUGCAAUCGAUGCGACCUGAGGUCAGUUGAUUUCUCCAACAUCCGGUAUCAUAGCCGGCGUGUCCACGGCAAGGAUAUCCGGCGAGUCUGGAAAGAUGGCAUUUUAACGACAGAAAUAGAAGACUUGGAGGAGAAGGAGGAAGUCUCGAAAGACACUGAUUUGCGAACUGAAGAUGCGCCUAGCAGCUCAGACAAUGCCAGCAUGUACAACCCCGAAUUACCCGAAGACGUCGGUCCUUCAUUACCGUAGUUCGUUGAUCAAAGAAUUCGUCUGAAUCGAAAAUGCUUGUCCGACUUUCCAGUGUACACGCGUAAGCGUAUGAUGUUUUUGUAUUUUUGUUACAAUCUUUUAAAUUUUGGAAAUGAGCGAAGAAAUAGUAUUCCCGUGGAAUCAUUUAUAUUCAGUUGAACUGAUGACGCAUCUUUUUGAAAAAGUUAGCCUCACGAGAGCUUCGAAGGCUGUUCCACGAAACGCACGAGUGGUUCUAGAAAGCAAUGUGCAUAUUCAAGUUUUAUUUUUUGAUCAUUGAUGCAAUCCGUUAAUGUUUUCUUCUGAAUUUUCUUUCAUCAACAGGUGUGGUUCGUAGUGUGAAAUGUGAUGCGCGUUUCCCAUGAAGUUUUUCUUCGCUUGCAAGGCUCUUGACGAAAAAAGGCAACAAUGAAGGCAUGUGUCGUAUGCCUUCGGAGGGAUCGCGAGAUCGUUGCCGAUGGACGUGAAUUUAUAAUUCCAGAUGCUGCUUCAACAGUGUUUGAGCAAUUCAAGAUUUGGACGGAAACUAGAGAACAUCCCCAGAUACGAUCCUUAUUACUUAGCGAACAGUUUGAAGUGUGUCAGUCAUGUCUGGAUUUGAUCUUGGAAACCCGGAAGUUCGAGGCUUCUCUGGAAAAGUGCUUCUCCACUCUUUGGACUUUGUUCAGUGAAUUUUCUGUUCCAGUUCCUUUGGUCACCUUGAAUUACAAAGAUAGCGAUGAUGCGUUGAAAGAAGAAAACCUGGAUUCAUGCGAGAUUUCUAGUGAAGAUUCGUCAUUACCUCAAAAAGACGAGAUACUUCGGAAACGCAAGUCGAAUCCUCUUGCGAAGCCUACGAGCUGCAAGUACUGUGGAGAAGUGAUGCCUUCGGUAUCCCGUCUCCAAAUUCACGUUCAAAUCCAUCGGAGGAUGCAUUGCACGGAAUGUGGGAAAGAAUUCAGAGGACGUUUCCGUGAAAAGGCUCUAGCUGCCCACAUUGCCGUCGAUCAUCUUGGAGUUCAUCCUCACUCAUGUGCGCAAUGUGACGCGAGGUUCUCAUCCACAGCUGGUCUCAAAUAUCACAUGGAAAGAUUGCAUUCUACAGAAGAAAACAAAACGAAGCACCCCUGUGACAAAUGUGAUAAAGUGUUUGAUACGAAACUGAAACUGAAUGCUCACAAGCAGACGCAUUGCACGGAAAUUUGUCCCAUUUGUGGGAAAACUCUGAAGGGAAUGGGAUAUUCUACCAUCAAGAAGCACAUCGAAUCUACACACGAGCAAAAAAAGAAAUACGGCUGCGAAUUUUGUGAAGAGAAGUUCGUGAGAACGCAGCAAUUGUACAAGCAUCAAGCCGAUGUUCACUCCUUCAAAAAAUCCCGGUUCCAGUUCCCAUGUUCGGUAUGCGGAAAAAUUUACAGUACACGAACGAGGCUUAAUCAGCAUCAAUUCAUCUCCCAUGACAUUCAAGCGGAAGGUGUAAAAGUGGCGACUUGCGACCGAUGUGGCAAAAAAUUCUCUGACGAGCACCGUUUGCGAGAACACAAACUCAGUCACGAUGGAAUCAAGCCGCACGCGUGUCCGCAAUGCGAUCACAGAACAGUUUCCUUCAUCAAUUUGAAAACGCACUUGAAAUGGAGGCAUAAGCGGAACGUGAAGCGUGUGUUCCGUGACGAUGCUGGAGACGGAAUCAAUUAUGACAUCGUGGAUCUUGAUCCUGGCAUCGACGCUCGAGAGAACCGAUAGCAUGAAGGAAUUUGUUUUGUUUUAUUUCUCCGUCAGUGUUCUGUGAUUUUAUCAAGUUGAAAAUGUUUCUAAGGAUUUUGAAAGUGACUGGUAUGGUCAUCAACUUCGUCCCUACUCAUUUUUCUUCGUUCGAUUCUCAACUGGUGAGUCAUUGCCCCGCUU